AUGGAUGCGCCCAGGGCCCUGCUCUCGGCCGUCUUCCUCAUCGGCUUCCUCUGGGAUUUGCCCGGGGUCCAGCAGGCGUCCAUCCCAUCGUCCUCCUCCUCCUCCUCCUCCGAGCUGGCCUCCUCCGACAAGGGCCUGAGGGGCCGCAGAGAGGGGAAGGUGCCCCGGGGCCCGCGGGAGAGCUCGCCGGGGCCGGGGCAACAGGAGGGAACAAGGCGUCCUCCGGGCCAGCCGCAGCCACCCGCUCCUCCCCACCACGGUCCCCCCGGCAGGAGCCAGCGGGUGGAGCCCCACGAGUACAUGCUGUCCAUUUACAGGACCUACUCUAUCGCGGAAAAACUAGGGAUCAAUGCCAGCUUUUUCCAGCCCUCCAAGGCCGCCAACACCAUCACCAGCUUCGUAGACAGGGGACGAGACUUGUCGUGUGUCAGCCCCCUGCGGGCACAGACCUAUCUGUUCGACCUGGCCACGCUCGCCGACCACGAGGAGCUGCUGGGCGCCCAGCUCCGCCUCUUCCGCCGCGCCCCCGCGGCGCCCCCUGCUGCCGGCCCGCUGCACGUGCAGCUCUUCCCCUGCCGGUCCCGCCGCCUCCUGGCCGCGCGCACCCUGGACCCGCGCGGGGCGCCCCCCGCCGGCUGGGAGGUGUUCGACGUGUGGCAGGGCCUGCGCCGCCGGCCGCGGCAGCAGCAGCAGCGGCGGACGCUGUGCCUGGAGCUCAGGGGGACCCCGGCCCCGGCCCCGGCCCCGGCCCCGGCCCCGGAGGCGCCCGGCGGAGUGGCCCGGCCGCGGCCGCGGCCGCCGCCGGACCUGCGGAGCCUGGGGUUCGGGCGCCGGGGGCGGCCGCCGCAGGAGCGGGCCCUGCUCGUCGUCUUCACCAGGUCGCGGCGGAGGAACCUGUUCGCCGAGAUGCGGGAGCAGCUGGGGGGCGGUGGCGGCGGCGGCGGCGGCCGCGCCCCCUUGGCAGGUGCCUUCGCCGGCCGCGGCCCAAUCGGAUGCUUCCCCGCGCCCGAAGGCCACGCCUCCGCCGCCUGCCGCGGGCCAAUGGCAGGCGUCCCCCCGCUCGGAGGCCCCGCCCCCUCCGCCGAAAGCCCCGUUCCCAUCGGAUGCCGCGCCCGCCUGGGAUGCCGCGCCCCCUCCGCGGGCCUCGGACCAAUGGGAGGCGUCUCCGUGCCGGGAGGCCACGCCCCCUCCGCGGACCGCGGGCCAAUGGGAGGCGUCUGCGGGCCGGGAGGUGUCUCCGCGCUGGGAGGCCCCGCCCCCUUCUCGGGCCUCGGGCCAAUGGGAGGCGUCUCCUCCGCGCGGGGAGGCGUCUCCGCGCGGGGAGGCCACGCCCACCCCGAAGGACACGCCUGCGGAGGGCCCAUGGGCGGUGUCUCCGCGCCGGGAGGCCACGCCCACCGCGAGGACCACGCCCCCUUCACUGGCCGCGGACCAAUGGGAGGUGUCUCCGCGCGGGAAGGCCACGCCCCCUCCUUCGUCCGCGGGCCAAUGGGCGGUGUCUCCGCGCAGGGAGGCUACGGAGGCCACGCCCCCUCCGCAAUUCGCGGACCAAUGGGAGGCGUCUCCGCGCGGGGAGGCCACGCCUACCCCGAAGGACACGGCCCCUCCGCAAUCGGUGGACCAAUGGGAGCCGUCUCCGAGCUGGGAGGCUACACCCACCCCGAAGACCACGCCCCCUCCGCAAUCGGCCGACCAAUGGAAGCCGUCCCCGCGCUGGGGGGCUACACCCACCUCGAAGGCCACGCCCCCUCCGCAAUCGGCGGACCAAUGGGAGGCGUCUCCGCGCGGGGAGGCCCCGCCCCCUCCGCGGGCCGCGGGCCAAUGGGAGGCGUCUCCGCGUCGGUCGGCCGCGCUCCCGCCCCAGCGGGUUCCCACGGUCCGUUCCCCUUCCCGGUCGGUCGGCGGGCGCCGCCGCCGUCUUGCCGGCACGGCAAGCGGCACGGCAAGAAGGCGCGGCUGCGCUGCGGCCGCAAAGCCCUGCACGUGAACUUCAAGGAGCUGGGCUGGGACGAUUGGAUCAUCGCCCCGCUGGAGUACGAGGCCUACCACUGCGACGGGCUCUGCGACUUCCCGCUGCGCUCGCACCUGGAGCCCACCAACCACGCCAUCAUCCAGACGCUGAUGAACUCCAUGGACCCCGGCGCCGCGCCGCCCAGCUGCUGCGUGCCCACCAAGCUCACCCCCAUCAGCAUCCUCUACAUCGACGCCGGCAACAACGUGGUCUACAAGCAGUACGAGGACAUGGUGGUGGAAGCCUGCGGCUGCAGGUAG
Messenger RNA from Tachyglossus aculeatus (Australian echidna), 2271 nucleotides. It is a transcript of the gene GDF6, whose product is annotated as growth differentiation factor 6. Gene Ontology annotation, cellular component: extracellular region. Gene Ontology annotation, biological process: SMAD protein signal transduction; BMP signaling pathway. The record is from RefSeq and is a predicted model, not a curated record. Gene Ontology annotation, molecular function: cytokine activity; growth factor activity. The coding region runs from base 1 to 2271 and encodes 756 amino acids. Lineage: Eukaryota; Metazoa; Chordata; Mammalia; Monotremata; Tachyglossidae. The transcript has 6 exons.